Salarias fasciatus (jewelled blenny) is the source of this 1830-nucleotide messenger RNA. Its product is annotated as protein phosphatase 1, catalytic subunit, gamma isozyme. Gene Ontology annotation, cellular component: cytoplasm; nucleus. Gene Ontology annotation, molecular function: protein serine/threonine phosphatase activity. The transcript has 7 exons. NCBI's taxonomy places the organism in Eukaryota, Metazoa, Chordata, Actinopteri, Blenniiformes, Blenniidae. The record is from RefSeq and is a predicted model, not a curated record. The coding region runs from base 266 to 1237 and encodes 323 amino acids.
UGCGGCGCAUUUUUUGGAGACCCAUUUUUUUUUUUACGAAAACAAAUAAAAAAACCUACCAGUGGAUGCUGGUUUCCCCUUUUUUAAAGCUGCGAUGUCCCAGUAGCUUGUUAGAUUUUCAAGACCAGCAGCUCGCAGCUCAAUCCGCCACAGGGUCACAGCCUCAGCCGGAGCUAACAGCUAAUGCUAGGACGGCUAGCGAGCUAGCGCUCACAGACCGACAUUAUUUCCGCGGAACCCGUUUUAAUUCACGCCGACGGUCGCGAUGGCUGAUGUGGACAAGCUCAACAUAGACAGUAUCAUCCAGCGUCUUUUAGAAGUCAGAGGAGCCAAGCCGGGCAAGAAUGUGCAGCUGCAGGAGAACGAGAUCCGGGGGCUGUGCCUGAAGUCCAGGGAGAUCUUCCUCAGUCAGCCCAUCCUGCUGGAGCUGGAGGCUCCUCUCAAGAUCUGUGGUGACAUCCACGGACAGUACUACGACCUGCUGCGGCUGUUCGAGUACGGCGGCUUCCCCCCGGAGAGCAACUACCUGUUCCUGGGCGACUACGUGGACAGGGGGAAGCAGUCCCUGGAAACCAUCUGCCUCCUGCUGGCCUACAAAAUCAAAUACCCCGAGAACUUCUUCCUGCUGAGGGGAAACCACGAGUGUGCAUCAAUCAACAGAAUAUACGGCUUCUAUGAUGAGUGUAAAAGAAGGUACAACAUCAAGCUCUGGAAGACCUUCACAGAUUGCUUUAACUGCCUCCCGAUUGCCGCCAUUGUUGAUGAGAAGAUCUUUUGCUGCCAUGGAGGUCUUUCACCUGACCUUCAGUCCAUGGAGCAGAUCAGACGCAUCAUGCGCCCGACUGACGUACCUGACCAGGGUCUGCUCUGCGACCUGCUCUGGUCCGAUCCGGACAAGGACGUGUUGGGCUGGGGCGAGAACGACAGGGGCGUGUCGUUCACCUUCGGCUCGGAGGUGGUGGCCAAGUUCCUGCACAAGCACGACCUGGAUCUGAUCUGCCGUGCCCACCAGGUCGUCGAGGACGGCUACGAGUUCUUCGCAAAGCGGCAGCUCGUCACCUUGUUCUCGGCGCCCAACUAUUGUGGAGAGUUUGACAACGCAGGCGCCAUGAUGAGCGUGGAUGAGACGCUCAUGUGCUCCUUUCAGAUUCUGAAACCAGCUGAGAAGAAGAAGCCCAACGGCAGCCGUCCUGUGACUCCCCCCCGCAACAUGGUCACCAAGCAAGCCAAGAAAUGAGAGGACAGGAGGGGAGGCGAAGCGUCCGGGGUCUCAUCCCUCUCCUCUGCUCUGGUCUUCUGCAUUCGAAGGGUUGGUUAUCCUUCGUGCUGCCAAUAAAAAGAUAGCCACUCCUACUCGAUGAAAGCAAAAUAUUUUGUUGUUUUGUCCACAGGGGUAAAAUUGAUAUGUCACCAUGAAAAACCUCAGGUGUUUUGCACUCCAUUUUGCAGCUAGUCUUUGCCACAUAUGACUGUUCAAUCAGGAAAAAUGUAACAAUACGGCUACUUAUGCACAGGAAUGCCUUGUUUAAAGCUGUGCACAAUUUUUCCACUUUUAUUUGAUGUCUUGUAAAUUUUUUUUCAUCUUUUUUCUCACUGUCAAUAAUUAUUAAUGGAUAUGAAACUAUGUGGGGGGGGGGAGGGGGUCACAAACACCUGUUUACUCCCAUAAACUUUAUUUAAAGUUAUUUUGCAGUCGAUGUCAUAAAACAUUGACUGUACACUGCAUCACAUUUUUAAAACAAGUCUUGUGCUAAAUUAAACGAAUAAAAAAGCACUCUUGUAAUGUCUAAAUCUUUCUAAUAAACUGAGUGUAUUUUAGGGGGAAACUGG